Molecule: messenger RNA, 4355 nt
Organism: Homalodisca vitripennis (glassy-winged sharpshooter)
Lineage: Eukaryota; Metazoa; Arthropoda; Insecta; Hemiptera; Cicadellidae
Product: PR domain zinc finger protein 15-like
Exons: 4
Coding region: 181-1542 (453 amino acids)
Biological process (GO): regulation of transcription by RNA polymerase II
Cellular component (GO): nucleus
Molecular function (GO): transcription cis-regulatory region binding; DNA-binding transcription factor activity, RNA polymerase II-specific
Source: RefSeq, a predicted model, not a curated record
UUUGACUAUAAUUAUUGUAUUGAUUCUGAUUAUUGUGGGAGUGAGAAAUCAGAGCAGCUGUUUUUAUGUAUGAUUUUAGGCUAUGAGAGGGUGAAAGUACUGUUUAACAUUUGUAAAUUUGACGUAGAUCGUGCCAUAUCAGUACUAUAAAGCAAGUAUUUUGUUUUCAAAACAUUGAAAAUGAUUGCGAUCUCCACGCUAGGGGAUCCGCAAAAGAUGGGUCUUCCAGUGAUAGAGAGGAUCUACCCAAAGGCCUCAGAGCUGAGCGAGAUCCUCAACUACAACCCCUGUCCAGAAUGCUCUGAAGUGUUCCAUAACACUCCAAACCUGGAGAUGCACCGACACUUCUGUCAUGGACACGACUCGGUACCAGCACGUGUCGCUCCUUCUCACAAUGUCAUCAAGCAAUUCUACUGUCCCGCAGCUGGGUGCAAGUAUAGUGGUGAUCUAAACAAGGAGUUUGGCAUCAAGUACUUCACACAGCAUAAAUAUUUGAAACAGCACUACAUCAAAAUGCACAUGGAGAAGAAGUUUGUGUGUGAGCAAUGCAACAAGGGCUUCGCCACAAUACAGCUGCGCAAACGCCACCUGGACGAGUGUGGGCUCAAGUUUGCAUGUUCGUGUGGGGCCGAGUAUAAGACAAUUGCUGCUUUGUUGACUCACGCAUCCAGAAAGCGUCAUACAUUCGUCAAGUCUUGGUCUGCCAUAAGAAAUCGCAAAGUAGACAAAAAUGAAAACAUUGGAUCACAAAAAUCCAGUCCAAAUUCGAUCCUGCUGAAGCCGAAACUAUAUGAUACAAUGGUGGCCAAUACAGCAGAGGCAUUGAGUGAGCUACGUUGGCAGAAGUGUGUGGACAUCGCUGUACAGACGGAGCCUACAGGACAGCGGCGGCGGCGUAAUCAGCGGUUGUCUGACACGUCACGGCAGACACAGACUGGGGAAAAGCGAACACGAAUAUCAUCUGAGACUCAAACAGUGGGUGAGUACUGUAACAAGGGCAAGAAGAACGUAACGCGACGGAGAAAGAAGAGUAUGGAGACACAGACUAAGGUCGUGGAGCAAACGGUGGUCAGUGAGGAAAGUUGUUAUCCUAAACGGGACAUCGGUCUGCCUCAGUUGUGGUUCAAUUCGGGCACGCAAACGUCGACAGAAACCUUAUUUGAUGACUCACUUCUGAAUCUCGGUGGAUCCUUGUUCGAAGAGGAACCCACCAGGCCUAUUGAGCAAGCGGAUCUGUUCUCCGACAUCAACGCCGACUCCACUGAUAAUUUCAUGUCUGCAUUCAUGUCCAAGGAUGAAAUACUGGAUGAGGGAAAAUCUUGUAGUACUGAAACCCAAACAGAGUUCUCUAUCGAGUCACUCUUAGACAACUACACGGACACACUGGCCACCAUAGAGACACAGACUUCGCACGAUCUGUGGGACGAAUACAGUAACACGUACACGCAGACCUGUGAUGAUCUCUUGCUGGCGUUCUCGGACAUCGAGACCCAGACUGCCUGGCCAGAUGUCUCUAUCGAGACUCAGACCAACCAGCAUUAGUCACUCUAAUACGUUCACUAGUUACCAACAAGUUACCAUUCGUGUCUAAUUUUAAUCUAUUGCACAACAUUCAAGUAUCUCUGUAUAUGGCAAGUGUUGUAGAAUACUCAUAUUCGGAUACCCUUGCUGUUAUUUUUUCUAUGUAUUUUAACAUAACAUUCUGUAACUGAGCUGUGUAUUGUAGUGUUUUAGUUUUAUUUCCAUCAAUAUCUCGUGGAUAUUAUACAAUAAAAUAAAAUUGUUUUCAUAUGAAAAAAUUAUUUACAUCUGAGCAUCAUCUAAAUUCUUAGGCCUCUUAAUUCUCAUUAAGCCAUGAAUUGUUAAAAAUUUACUUACAUUUUAACAACGUAAUAUUAGCCGAAGUAUUCAUAUUAAUGAUUUGAAAUUGACAAUUUACUACUAUUAUAUUAUUACUAAAAAUGAUCUAUCUUUAGUACAGUGUUUACUCUAUAAAAACUCAUUCUUCUAUAAUUUAACUUUAAAAAUUUGCCUUUUUAUGCAUAGUUUUCUUAUUAAUAACUUCAAUAAAUAUUUUACCAGAAACCUUGCUGAAAAAACCAGAAAAAACAUUCCUUUAAUCAGGUGGAUGGAGAUGGGUUAUGAUAUUAUUUUGUGCAUUUGGAGUCAGCCUAACUUUGGUACCAGAGAUCCGCAUAAACCCCUUGGAUGGUUUAGAGCCUGAGUAUGACAAAGCGGUGUUACAUUUUGUGUUGGAACUGGGUUGCUAAUAAAGGCUCAUAAAAAUGACAAUAUAAUUUUUAUAAGCCUAAAUUAGUAGUUGAGCCUUCUAGAAUCAAGUUGAUUUUAAUAUCAAUAUGAUUGAAUUACAGAUUAGCAAAACAGGUUCUAUGUAUUAAGUAUAUUUUGAUAAUAAUGUUGUUUACAAUAACAUCAUAAAUGUUUCUUUUCUCUGUAUAUUGUUUUUCAGUGUAAUACAACACAAUAAAUUAUGAGCAUAACUAUGCUGGAAAUAAUUUUAGUGCUAACAAAAAUCUUUCAGCUUAAAUAUGAAACCUUUUCUCUACAUGGGUAACCUAUUCCAGUCAGUGUAAUAUAAUGAAUUAUUCACAUUCUGCAUUGAUUGGUUAACUUACCAGAGCUACAUAAACAUGCUGAUAAUUAUGUAUAUUGGUGGAAAUAAAACUGGAUCUAGUUUAUAAUCAAAUUCAAAUUGGUUUUGAAGGUGCUAAUGUUUUUAUAUUUAUUUUUGUACUUUUAUUUGAAUUUUUGUUUGUUUAUGUGCUUGUACACAAAUUUAAAGAAUAUAAUCUCUUUAGGAGUAGAAUCAUGAAAUGGUGUUUAUUUCUACCAUAACUGGUGCUAAGAUGGUAGUUGUAGCAAUUUAGGUCGAGUAUGUACAAGGUGUAUAGCAAUUACUAUACUAAUCUGUAUAAGUAAAGAUGAUUUACUGGAAUUCCUUAAUAUAUUUUUCCCUUUUUGAAGGCCUUUCAGGACAUGUUGAGGUUGAUUUAAAUUUUUAUUUUUAAGAUACAAUCAUCAAAAGUCAUGCACGAAAUUCGCAUUGUUUUGUGGAGUAAAAAGCAUUUUUUAAAUUCACAAUUUAAUAGGAAACUAAUCAUAAUUUGAGUUGUUUUAAUACAAUAGAAGUAAAAUAGACACAUAAAAAGUACAUAUUUGGAGGUUUUCAGUUGUACUGCAAUUGUUUUCAACCAGUAGAGAGCAUGCCAGUUGCCUGUUCCGAAAUAUGUGUACUUUUAUGUAUUGCUUUCAAAUCAGUGGACUUUAGAAUGAAGUUUUCAAGGUAACCCUGCUGAUUUCCUUAUCCAUUAAUAAUAAUCUUGGCUGUUAACCCUAUUAAUUCAAACCUCACUUAUAGCAUUUUAAGUGUAUUCUCAUUUAAGGCUUCAUACUCUAAGACAUUAAUGGAUGGACAGUUAACACUGUUUAAUUAGAAGUAAAUCAUAUGUACAUUCCUUACAUAUGACUGCUUAACAACAGUAAAAAUGGGUUUUCUAAGUAAUGUUGUACAUGAUCCUGACAAAUGUAAUAUGUCCUGAAAGUAAGAUCAGUUGUAUUUUUUAUAGUGUUUUGUGAUCACUGUUAACGCACAUGCAGCUCCAGUGACUUAUUAUCUAGGAGUUGAUGCCAUUUGAGUGUGCUUUUUGUUCAGGCCAUUGUGGAAAACAUUAUGGUGCUUGUUUGUAGAAGCUAACUUUAUUGAAAUCCUGUCACACAUGGGAUUAAAACAGUAAUUAAUUUUGCCAAUGUGAGGAUGUUGUACCAGUAGAAAUUCAUGAACAGAUCUGUGAGGUGUAUGGAGGAAAUUCAAUGAAGGAUUUAAUGGCAAGUUUGGUUGAUGAAAAAUUCAAGAUAAAUGUAAGUUAACAGUUUCAGCCCUUUCUUUAAAAUUCCUAUUAAUUUCAAGAUCAUUUUGUUAUGAAAUUGUUAAUGAAAAAUUAGAAUUUCCAAAAAUUUCUUGUAGAGGAACACAAAAAUGGUUGUGUAAUUGAGUUUUACAUGUCUGAAUAAUGACUGUGACAAUUUUCCUAGCAGUUUUGUGUAAUUGAGAGUGAGAUUUGGUUUGUAUGUGAGAACCUUGUUGAAUCAUAACGUACUAUGGAAUGGAGGUACACUCAUAUUCACUGGAAAGUAAAAAGGCAAGCUAAAAAGAUAAGUUAAAAACUCCUUUGCAUAGUGUUUUGAGAAUAGAUGUAAUGUUCUAAGAGUAGACUUACCACUGCGGAGUGAAACAGUUAAUACAAAUGCUUACAGUGAGACGCUUAGAAAAUUGUGUUGUGUAAUACAGAUUGUCAUGGAACAAGGUUGUUUUGAAAUAAAUACUCUUUCUGAAU